Rotaria socialis is the source of this 2148-nucleotide messenger RNA. NCBI's taxonomy places the organism in Eukaryota, Metazoa, Rotifera, Eurotatoria, Philodinida, Philodinidae. The record is from the annotation of a GenBank genome assembly.
AUGUUGUGGUCAACUCGUGACGCUCAACACGAAAGACAGGCAACGCAACAUUUCGUAGCAGCAACGACAGUUGGCAGAUUCAAUGUUGCUGCCUUUGAUAAUGUUAGUUUUCAUUCAGAUUCAAUACCCGAUUGUCAUGUUUCUGACAUAUUAUCUCGACGACAAUCACUGCUAGAAGUUCAUCCACAACAAGUAUCAACAGUCGUUGAUAUUAUACCAGAGGAGCCAACGACCAAUGAUGCGCAACCAUCGGCAGUUCCGGAGAAAAGACGACAUAGUUGGCGGAUGACUUAUUAUUUUUAUAUUCAUGUAAGUUUUUUUAUUAUCAGUGGAUUAGUAUGUGGUUUAAUCGUUUGGCUUAUUGAAAAUCAUUCAUCUUCACGCAAUCUCCAAAUGGACGUAGCCUAUAUAGAUGCUUGGUUUGUUAGUAGUUCAUGCGUUUAUAGUUGUGGUUUAACAUCAUUAGAUUUUGCGAAACUUUCACAUGCAUCUCAGAUUGUUCUUAUGUUAUUUACAUUUAUAUCAGGUGUUACAAUUAGUACAUUGCCAGCAUUAGUUGUUAAAACUCAAACACAUAGAAACGUCGAAGGAAUAACGGUUGAUGAUGAUCAUGGUGUUUUAGAAGAUGGAGCUAACAAUGAACUACGUACAUUUAAUAUUCAGCGUGAGCCAAAUUUUCCAGAACAUAUGCGACAACGACUCAAAGCAUUGCCUACUGCAGCACAGCUUCGUUUCCGUGCUUAUAUAACAUGUAUUAUUCUCAUUCUCAGUACUUGUUUUGCGAUUUAUUCAAUAGGAUUCAUCGCUAUCGGCAGUUGGCUACAAGCAUGUUAUACACCUGAACAAUUAUUACAAGGAAAUUCUACUGUUAAUCCAUGGUAUAUUUCAUUUAUUUUUACUAUAACAGGUUUUAAUCAAAAUGGAUUAAGCCCUUUUUCGGAUGGUCUUUCACGUUUUGUUUAUGAUGUCUAUCUCAAUCUAUUUGUUAUGAUGGUAGUCAUGAGUGGGACGUCAUUUUUUCCGUUCAUAUUACGUAAUGUUGUUUUAUUGGCACGCCGUCUAUCUCCAUGGCAUCAUAAAGUUAUAUUUGAUUAUAUUCUUAUGAAUAAUCAUCGUUUAUCUACUUUACUUUUUCCUUCUGUACAAACACGUAUUUACUUGCUUGUAACAAUGCUAUUAUAUAUUUUAGGAGUUAGCAUUUCGCUUAUACUAGAUCUAAAGAGUGCCGCAUUCGCUGUUUAUUCUCCUGGUACACGUGUUCUCAUAUUUAUUUUUCAAACAGUAAAUACACGUUUUGCUGGCUUUCAAACAAUUGACCUCAAUUUAUUAGCAUCUGGUACGUUAUUGGUCUAUUUGUUAUUAAUGGCAACUAAACCACAAAUGCUAUGUGCUCUUGAUGAAUCCCCAUUUGAAUUAUCUUGGUUGGCAUUACAAGCAAAAGAGGAAGCUAAUGCUGAAACAAAUUCUAUAGUGAACGGGAAUAGUAAUUUAGGUUUAUCACUACGUAAUAACAAAUUAGAAUCGAUUCAAUCACUACCGCCAACUGGUGUUUUACCUGUGCAACAUGUGAAACAUUUUCUACGUCGACAAAGUUAUGUUACUAAAAAUCUUGCUCGAGAAGAAUUCACUAAGAAACUGCAAGACGAUGAUAAUAACUAUAAAUCUCGGCGUUUGCAAUAUUUGCGUGGUCGUUUAUUUCUUAUUUAUUUUGUCCGAUCUAUAAUACAGCACAUAGUUAGUUUUGUUAUUUUAACUCGUACUUGGUUAUUCUUUUUUAUAUUUCUUAUAUGUGCUAUUGAAUAUCAUAAAAUGGCCCCUAUCGAUCCAAAUAUAACAAUAUUUAAAGUAAUCUUUGAAAUUAUAUCAGCAUUUGGAACUGUUGGACUUUCACUUGGAUAUCCGAAUGUAGCAUCAAGUUUUUCUACUGUUCUUUCACCAGCAAGUAAAACGAUAAUUGUUGCAACGAUGUUAAUGGGUCGACAUCGCGGUCUACUUGCAUCAAUGAAAGAUCAAGAAGUUAUUGAACAUAGUGCUGAUGACUUACUUGAUCGACGACGUGAAGAGGUUAUGAAUGAAUAUCAACGAACACAAUUUUAUCGAAAUAUUCUACUAACAAUAAGACAAGAUGAAGCAAUUACAACCUUUUAA